Molecule: messenger RNA, 2226 nt
Organism: Letharia columbiana
Lineage: Eukaryota; Fungi; Ascomycota; Lecanoromycetes; Lecanorales; Parmeliaceae
Exons: 3
Coding region: 1-2226 (741 amino acids)
Biological process (GO): negative regulation of DNA-templated transcription
Cellular component (GO): nucleus
Molecular function (GO): metal ion binding; RNA binding
Source: RefSeq, a predicted model, not a curated record
AUGGGUUCUGACGCGAUCUUCGACUUAUGCCUGCCUGUUCUCGAGGACAACACUCUCGAAGAGGAAGAAAAGACGGAAAAGUUAGAGGAGCUUGUUCAGAAAGAGCUGUCACUAUCUGGCCAACCUCUGGAAGAUGCCGUACUUUCUAUCCUUUGGCGCUAUCGAGACUCAAAGGUUACCUCCGUUGCAUCUCCGCCUGUUCGCCACACGAUCAUUCGACGCAACUCGCCCGCGCCAUGGCAAAUCCCCCGCUCCUCCACCCCUGUAUCACCUGCUCUCAGCAGAGCGAGUCCCGCCCCUCCACCAGGCUUCGGUGCCGUACCCUCAGCGUUCAUGAGAACGAAGUCGUACGGCGGAAGCCCCUUUGGUUCUCCGCGCCCGUCGCCUCGGCUGGCCUUCGCCAGCCCAAUACCCCACAGUCCGAGCUUGAACUCUUAUGAAUUUAGUGAGCCACACGUCGAACGAAACGAAUAUGGAGACUACGGUAGUGAUACGGUGGACUGGCUGGUCAACGAUGACUCUACCAGUAGGCCAUCCUCUUCCGGUGCUGGCAGCGCCUCAGAAAGCGGGCUGAACGCUGCGGCUGCUUCAUGGAUCCAGCCUCAGCAGAAUGAGAUGUCUCCGUACGAUAUGCUACGUUCGGUGAUGGGCGAUGGAAAAUCGGACGAGGAGAUCGAGGGCGCUCUCGAAGCCAGUGGAUACGACCUGAGUGCAACGCUCAUGAAUCUGAUGGGGACUAAGGGAGGAUACCAGCAGGAGCAAAGCUACUUUUCGGAGAACGAUGGCCAAAUACUCAUUGGAAAAUCCAUGAUGCCGAGUGAGCCCAUAACGAUCGAUCAGACCGAGCAUGGCCGCAGCAACAUAGUCUGCAAAUAUUGGCUGUCCAAUGGAAAUUGUUUACGGGCAGACUGCCGAUUCAGUCAUGACCUUAGCAGCCACAUCUGCAAGUACUGGGUGAUGGGCAAUUGCCUCGCAGGAGAUUCCUGUAUCUUCUCCCAUGAUCCAGCACUUCUCAUGAAAUCCAUGAACCUCGGCGACGCCGCUAUUGGCACGCCUCCGUCGCAACUUCAUCCCAGCUUCCAAGUCCAAGACUAUGAUACGUUCCCUGCGCUUCAAGCCCCAGCAAUAAACCAGUGGACGCAAUCAUCUUCACCUAGUCAAAUUAACUCUUAUAAUUCUUCAGUUUCUCAAGGUUCGAAUAGUUAUAUGUCGACACCUCGACGUCACUUCGAGGCUAGAACUUCUUCAAUGAAUGGGACGUCAUCUUCCUAUGGCUCUCCCAAUUCGCGCCCAACCAGCCGUCACCGUUCUCGCGACCCUACGCCCUCUCCAGCAAUUCCAGCCGUGGACGAUACUGAAGCAUUUCCUUCGUUAGGCGCGGCUGGAAUCAAAGUAGUCAAGAAGCACCACGGCAAACGUGGUGGUCAUGGCCACGGCCAUAACAACAAAGAAAACACGCCCAACUCACUUGCUGAUGUCGUUCGAAUGUCUCCAUCGCCCGCUCCAGGGCUGCUUCGAAAAGGUCUUAUGAAGACGAAAAGUUACACUGGAAGCCGUGAGAACACUCUAGCUGCUAAUGCGAUACCAGCACCGCAGCAUGUGCCAUGGCUCGAGACAGGCGCCAAAGCGAAUCAAGAAUACCUCAAGGCGCGGCAGGACGCCUUUAAGCAUGGCGGUCUGCGCAACAAGUUUUUACAAAGCGCGGCUCAAGCUUGGAAUCGUAAUGAUGCCAGAGCUGCGAAGGCUUUGAGUCUUCGCGGCCAAUCUGAAAAUGACUUGAUGCGGAAAGCCCAUCGGGAGGCCGCCCGACUCCUCUAUGAAGAACGAAAUAGGGACAGCUCCUCAGCACAAGAAGUAUACGUCGACUUGCACGGUUUACAUCCGGAAGAAGCCGUGGAGUACCUUGAGCACGCCCUCAUUGAACAUCAGAAUUCCGGUCGCUCAGUCUACGCCAUCACUGGCACAGGGCAUCACAGCAAGAAUGGCAAAGACAAGGUAGGAAAGGCCAUUCGGAGUUGGUUGAGUGAGUGGAAGUACGCGUAUCGGGAAUUUAGCGUGGCUGGAGACAAUCUUGGAGGAAUUCUUGGGGUGGACCCACGAAGCUUUGACAAGAGCAUGUUGGACGAGAGGAAGGAAGGUACUGAAGGGGCCAAGGCGGAUAAAGGAUCAACAGGGAAGAUCCAGUUGGUGAAAGAGAUUCCCACGGGUCCUAAGAAAGCUGGGUAG